CAAACUACUGCCCCCAAGUCAGUCAAAUGAUAAAUAUCUUUCAAGAAAAAUGUCUAAGAAUGCUACAAGGGAAGAAAGCACUGCUGUGUCCAUAUACUCGCACGCAAUCCUGCUGAGACUCUAAUCACAUCUCACCUGUAACAAUGGCAGGAGUUUUUGCCAAUACCUUGGAGACGAUCACCGAGUUAUCGACGCUUCAUGCCCUUCAAUAUCUGGGACCCGUUUGGGAUGGAGUUCCUGAGCAGCUCCAAAAGCUCCGCAUAUCCUUACUGUUUAUCCAACCACUUGUUGAAGAUGCAGAGGAGAGGCAGUUGACGGACCAGGCUGUCAGGUGCUGGCUUUUGCUGCUCAAAGAUGCAAUCUAUGACUCUGAAGACGUUCUUGACGAGGCCAAGACGCAUGAACUACUACUCAUCCACCGCAAGGCAGAGCUUUCUGGUCGACCAAGAAGCAAGGUGCGUGGAUUCUUUUCUCUUGAUCAUAAUCCACUCUUAUUUAAGCUCCAGUUGGGGAAGAAGCUCAGAAAAGUCAAUGAGAGAAUAGAUCGCCUCAUUAAGGAGAUGCACAAGUUCAACCUCAGGGCUGUUGAAAACAAUAACAAAAAACUUUUGAGGAACAGACCUCAAACCUACUCGUAUGUGCAUGAAUCACGAGUUAUUGGAAGAGAUGAAGACAAAAAGAAGUUAGUGCAGAUGCUGAUCAGUGAUUGUUUUGAAGAAAAAAUUGCUGUGGUUUCUAUAGUCGGUAUGGGUGGUUUGGGUAAGACAACACUUGCUCAGUUAGUCUACAGAGAUGAAGAAGUCCAGAAGCAUUUUGAACUGCAUAUAUGGGUAUGUGUUUCUGAUGAUUUUGAUUUGCCAAAGCUUGCAGCAAAGAUCAUACAUACAGCUUCUGAGGAGAUUUGCGAUCAUACAAACAUGGAGGUGCUGCAACAGCAUCUGCGAAAAGUCUUGGAACAGAAGAAAUACUUGCUGGUAUUAGACGAUGUAUGGAAUGAAGAUUUCCAAAAGUGGGAUGCUCUUAGAAACAUGUUGCUUGAUGGAGGAGAAGGAAGCAGAAUUCUCGUGACCACACGCAAUGAGAAAUGCUCCAGAGUAAUGGGUGCACAGAAACAUCAUAUUCUAAGGGGUUUAUCAGAAAAAUCCUCUUGGGCUUUAUUUGAAAAGAAAGCAUUUGCUAUAGGUGCACCGAAGCAACCAAAAUUGGUGGAAAUUGGUGAAAAGAUUGUCAAAAAAUGUCAAGGGUUGCCUCUUGCCGUAGAAGUAUUGGGGUGUAUUAUGAGUUGCAAGAGUGAAGAAAGUGAAUGGCAGGCUGUGUUAGAAAAUGAAACAUGGAAGUUACAACAUACAGAAAAUAAAAUCAUACCAGAGCUGUGGCUAAGCUAUGUUGAUUUGCCUACUCAUUUAAAGAAAUGCUUUGCCUUCUGUGCCAUAUUACCAAAGGAUGACGAUAUUGUGGAAGGGAGGCUUAUUCAAUUUUGGAUGGCUCAGGGGUUUAUUCCAUCUCAAAACGGAAAAGGGAAUGAUAUGAAUGUUGAAGGGCGAGACGUUUUCACUGAGUUGAUAAGGAGGUCUCUUUUACAAAAUGAUUAUUCUCUUGACGCAAGUAAAUAUGGAAGAGUGUGUAAGAUGCACCAUCUCAUCCAUGAUCUCGCACUUUUUGUUAUGGAGAAUGAAUGCUUCCCAUUGUUGAAAAGCAGUCCAACUACCAAAAUCCCACGAAGGCCACGCCAUUUAAAUUUACAAUUUGAUGAAAAUUAUAACCAAGGUGAUUGCUCCAUCAUCCAUACUGUGCUAUAUUGUCAAAGAGACUAUAGACUAUUGUCAAAGCUGAAGUUGGUGAGAGUGCUCGACUUGAGUGAAGCAGACAUUGAAGAGUUGCCUGCCUCAAUAGAGCAUUUGCACCAUCUAAGAUACCUUGAUAUUUCUUUUACUGGUAUUAGGAAACUACCAGAAUCAAUUUGUAUGUUGGUUAAUCUGCAGACAUUGAAUCUUUAUGGUUGUUAUGAACUUUCCAAGCUUCCCAAGAGCAUAACAUACAUGGACAGUCUUAGACAUCUCCUUAUUGAUUAUUGGCCAGAGUUUGAGGCACUCCCUCCUGGUUUGCAUCAAUUACAAAACUUGAAAUCUCUAACAGCAUAUACUGUGGAAGUUGAUGCAGAGAACAACAUAGGACAAUUAAAGUCCUUAAAUCUCUUUGGUGAACUUGCUUUGUAUAACCUCCAGAAGGUGAAAAAUGCUGAUGAUGCUAGAAAGGCUAAUUUGGGUAACAAACAACAUAUUCACAUAUUAAAAUUAAGUUGGGGAGAUGAUGAAUGUUGUUCGAUGGAAAAUGCGAAGGAGGUGUUGGAAGCCUUAAAACCUCACGGUGGAGUAAAAGAACUUAUUGUUAGUCAUUAUCCUGGCAAACAAUUUCCAAUGUGGAUGAGAGAAAGGCAACAAUUCCAAUAUCUACAUCACUUGGAACUGCUUAAAUGCAGAGCAUGUGAGCAACUCCCUCCACUUGAGAUAUUACCAUGUCUCGAGUCUCUCAAAAUCAGUAAAUUGGAUGGCAUCAAACACAUUGUUAACAAUAGAAGAGGCAAUGCGCUGCAAUUGUUCCCUGCAUUGAAGACGCUAGAGCUAGAAUCAAUGAAGAAUCUAGAGGGCUGGUGUGUGGAGGAGGGUAGAGAAGAAAAUCAGUCCUUGUUUCCGCGGCUUACUUUUAUAAAUAUUACAAAAUGCCCCAAGUUGACAACGGCACUAGAGAUAUUACCCUGUCUUGAGGAUCUUUUUAUGUAUGAAAUGGAUGGCAUCAAACACAUUGUUAACAACAGAGGAGGCAAUGCACUGCAAUCUUUCCCUGCAUUGAAGAAUUUGACGUUGUCUGGACUGAGGAACCUAGAGGGCUGGUGUGUGGAGGAGGGUAGCGAAGCAAAUCUCUCCUUGUUUCCCCACCUUACUUUUAUACAUAUUACAAGAUGUCCCAAGUUGACAACGCCACUAGAGAUAUUACCCUCUCUUGAGCAUCUUAUUAUGAUAGAAAUGGAUGGCAUCAAACACAUUGUUCACAACAGAAGAAGCAAUACACUGCAAUCUUUCCAAGCAUUGAAGAUUCUAGAGUUGAAAUCAAUGAAGAACCUAGAGGGGUGGUGUGUGGAGGAGGAUAGAGAAUCAAAUUUGUCCUUGUUUCCAUGCCUUAUUAGGAUGGAUAUUAGAGGAUGCCCCAAGUUGACAACUUUGUUACUAGAGAUAUUACCCUGUCUUGAGUCUCUCAAAAUGCAUGAAAUGGAUGGCAUCAAACACAUUGUUAACAGUAAAAGGAGCAAUGCGCUGCAACCUUUCCCUGCAUUAAAGACUCUAGUGUUGAAAUCAAUGAAGAACCUAGAGUGGUGGUAUUUGGAGGAGGGUAGAGAAGCAAAUCUGUCCUUGUUUCCAUGCCUCAUUCAUAUGGAUAUUACAGGAUGCCCCAAGUUGACAACCAUGCCACCCAUCCCCACUCUGGAAGAUUUAGUGAUAAUAAAAUCAUUCUGUGAGACACAAAUCUCUGUCAUGCCCACGGAAAGAAGAUUCUUCAAGCAUUUGAAAUCUCUUCGGAGUUUGAGGAUAAAUUCUUGUAGCCAGGAGUUGGUUUCCUUGCUAGAAGAUGAAGACGAAACGACAGCCAUGAAGUCGUCACUUGAGAAAUUAUGUAUUGCCGAUUGCAAUCAGCUAUCCUUGACAUUUGUUUUGCGGAAUCUUUCAUCUCUAAGGUAUCUGAAUGUUUCGUACUGCAAUGCCCUGAGAGAAUUGCCUAUAUGUCCUAAAUCACUCCAAUCCUUGAUUAUUGACAAUUGUCCAGGCAUCAAGUGUUUGUCUCCAGAAAUGGGACACCUUACUUCACUAUUCUAUUUAUGGUUAUCUGAAUGUCCCAAGCUGGUAUCUCUGUCAGACGGGAUGCAAGGCCUCACUUCCCUUGAGUCACUACAUAUUCAAGAUUGUCCGAUGCUGAAGUCAUUCCCAGAAGGCCUCCAACAACUACUUCCUAGUAUUAAAUCACUGACACUCCAAGGAUGCCCAGAGUUAGAGAGGUUAUGCAAGCUUGGAGGAGACUAUUAUAACCUUCUCUCUCCCAUCUCAUAUAAACAAAUAGGAAUACAGCCAAAACAGACAACCCAAGUUCCUAGUGGGAUUAGUUCUAGUGACAAACAAGCUUUGAAGUGGACAACCACAAAUCCCUUCCUUCUAUCAGCAAUGUUCAUUUGUGCUAUUGCCUGUUUCAUAUAUGUCUUUUCCCACAAACUUCAUAGCCAGAGUGAGCAAGACUUUUGCUAUAUCCCCCCAACAUGAAGACCAAAAGCGAAGGGAGUUUGAAUUCAGAAUGAAAUGGAAGCAUAUCAUUUUCAUGUCAGUUCAAUUAGCAAGAUCAAUGCUUGGUGUACGAUAUGCGAAUAUGUUCUUUAUAUGACUUUUCCAAUAUGAAUCAAUAGUCCAAUGGAAGUCCAAAAUCUCAAUUGGAAGAGGCAAAGUGUUCUUAAUUAACAGCUCAUAAAUAUCUAAUUUUGUUAAAUAGACCUUUCUCUUAAAUUAUAUAUAGCCACUUGCUGCAGGAGCAAGUUGAAUAGACAAAGAAAACAAGAGGGAAAAUAAACAAGAUUAAAAGUAAAAUCCAUGACUCACAACUCCUCUCAUUAAUAAUUUCGGCUUCUCCAUUCCUUGAUGAAAUAAUGGUAGUGUAGGAGAAAUUUUUUGCUGAACAGCAAGCAUAUUUGUAAGUUGAUUCCAAUCUCUGGGAAUAGAGGUAA
Messenger RNA from Dioscorea cayenensis subsp. rotundata (Guinea yam), 4762 nucleotides. Its product is annotated as putative disease resistance protein RGA3. Gene Ontology annotation, biological process: defense response to other organism. Gene Ontology annotation, molecular function: ADP binding. NCBI's taxonomy places the organism in Eukaryota, Viridiplantae, Streptophyta, Magnoliopsida, Dioscoreales, Dioscoreaceae. The record is from RefSeq and is a predicted model, not a curated record. Bases 144 to 4307 code for a protein of 1387 amino acids. The transcript is spliced from 2 exons.